AUGGAAACCCUAGCUGCGCCGGUGGCCGCCUCCCAGCGCCUCCUCCCCUCCCCUUCCCGCCUCUCCGGCCGGCGCGCGUCCCCUCCGCUUUACUUGUCUCCGGGCGACGCGGCCGCCUCCUUGUGUGGUUCCGGUAGGAGCGCCCCUCCCAUCCGUCUCUGCCAUGGCCUACCCCCCUCCGUUUCCCGUCGCUCUGGUCCGCCGCCUCUCAUGUGUCGCUCUGCGCUUUCCACUCCCUGCUCGGCGUCUCCGCCAGGUAUUUGAUCUGUAGAUUGGAUUCCCUUUUGCGAUUCUCUUUGACUGUUAGCGCGGAGUCUCCAGCAGAUUCGACGGUGACGGAGGGUGCAUGUGUGGUUUUUUGCUUGCAGUGGUCAACGAUGAGGUGGUCAAAUUUAUGGAGGCGGGCAAGAGAGGGAACAUGGUGGCGCUCUCCCGCUGCAUAUUCUGCGACCACCUGACACCGCUUCUGGCCUACCGGUGCCUCGUCAAGGAGGACGACCGUGAUGCCCCCAGCUUCCUCUUCGAGUCUGUCGAACAGGGAUCCCAUGGAACAAAUGUGGUGAGCACGGACUGUAUGAAUUUAUUCUCCUCGAAUUCUUCUUCUGUGAUUUCUCGCCUCACUAGGAGUAAUGUCUUCUAGGGAAGGUAUAGUGUAGUUGGAGCGCAGCCGGCCAUGGAGGUCGUAGCGAAGGAGAACUGGGUGACAAUCAUGGACCAUGAGGAGGGCCAGAAGAAAGAGGAGUUUGUGGAUGAUCCUAUGGUGGUUCCGAGGAGGAUCAUGGAGAGAUGGAGCCCGCAGUCCAUUGAGGAUCUUCCUGACGCCUUCUGCGGUAGGCUGAGCUUCUUGAUAUCUUCUACUCUAUGUUCUAUAUCUUUGAUGGUCACGAAAAUUCUAAUGUCAAUGGAUGGUUUCGUUGGAAAGUAGUUGAUCCUCUGGCAGUCGAAUAAUUUAAUAAUAUUUGGUUAAUCUUCUUGACUAUUAUUCUUCCACCUAUCAUAUGAAAGUGAUUCCAGGCAAAUGCAUACAAUUGGAUUCGACGAUCCAGCCUACGUGUGACCCACAAUUAUUAAGCCAGCUAUCGCAUUCUACUAUCACACUGACACUGCCAUUUCAAUAUUAAGCCGGAUGGUGUUUGACUGACUAAAGAAAGUAAACUUCCUUCAAGGUCUGCGUUUGUUUAAUAUUGUGCUUUAGACCGAUUCAUUGAUGUUUUAGUUUAAAUCCCACUUGACAUGGAUGUGUUGGGGUCGUUUGACCAAUCUGUGUAACAUGUUCUGUCUGUUUUACUAUAGAAAGCAUUCUCGUGACGCCUAAAAAUGUAGUAUUCUUGUCUCCCUCUGGAGCAUCGUAUUUGGUGGCUCAAUUCUAAUAAAAUUAGCUAAGGUUAUCUUUUAAGGCACCAGUCUGCGAACUUAGUCUUCAGUUAAUCAAAAGUAUCAGACUCGUCAGUCUUUAAUCAUCAUUAUCAUUUUUUCUAGUGCCUAGGGGAUUUUCAUGUGCAUUUAUUGCUCCUUGGGAAUCGAGUUAGCCAUUGUUCAAGCCUUAUGCUGUUGGGUUCAAAAGUUGUUCAGAUUUUCCGAGAUGUUAAAUGCGAGGCAAGAAAAUUAGCCCAUAUUUUUCAGUCCAUAUGAUAUUUUGAUGGAGCUAUUUAUUUUAAAAUGUCUUGGAUUGAGGGCAUUCAUCAUUUCGGAACUUUUCAAGCUAACCCUACUCCAAAUUUAUACCAUAUUUUCGUUAGGGAGGUACAUAUUCUUUAACUUUUUCGUGAUCGGGGCCCAUUUCUUACAGAAUCAUUUGGUGAUGCGCAGUUGAAUUUAGAAGUUUGCCAUUGAACAAUGACGCUUCCUAUGUAAUAGGUGAUUUCAUUCACUGAUCCAGUGGAGAGGCUAUAUGUCUGCCAUUUUUCAUUGUUUAUUUUAUUAACAUUUUAAUUUUUUUGGAAAAGUCAAUCACUGACAAGUCUUGAAUGAUCUUUCCUUAUUUUCGGGUUACAUAUGCUUAUAUUUAUUUUUCAUUGAGAAAGAAUGCAAUUAUUUUAUUUUUAUAAUUUAUGGUAGCUAUAACAUCGGUUUCGUGUCAUUGUGUCAACGAUUUUUUGUACUCCAACAUUCUUUAUUUAAUCAAACAAGAAUCAUGAAAGUUUCAAACGUAGAAAAGCUUAUGGAGCUUAAGCAGUUGAGCAAAUGUUUUUUAGUUUUUUUCAGGCGGAUGGGUCGGCUAUUUUUCAUAUGAUACAGUUCGAUAUGUGGAAAAAAAGAAACUUCCAUUCUCAAGCGCUCCUGAAGAUGAUAGGAAUCUCCCAGACGUCCACCUAGGUCUCUAUAAUAAUAUCAUAGUAUUUGACCAUGUGGAGAAGGUAAACUUGUUUUUUCUGUAUCUAUCACAUGUGAGUUUUAAUAAUUAUGAGAAGUACACUUGACUGCAUUGGUUUCUGAACCAUUUACGAUUAUGAUACCUGUUUUUCUGCUAUCUAACCGUAGUGGUGUCACCUUUAGCUGAUCAUUUACUGUCAGAAUUUCAUUUUACAAAGGUGAUCCAUCAGCAUUGAGUCGAUCAAUUCAGAGGAUAUAUAAUACUCUGCGGAACAUAACUGGAUGUCUGGUCUAUUUCUUGAAUCAGAAAGCAUAUGUAAUCCAUUGGGUUCGAGUGGAUCGCUACCCUUCUAUCGAGUUAGCCUAUCAUGAUGGAAAGCAGCAGUUGAACUUCCUGCUAUCUAUGUUACAUAACGAUAAUCUGUGAGUUGGAGAGCACCCUAUUGCUGUUUUGGUUACUUUUUAUCUGUAUGUCAGUUAUUGUGACUGUGUUCUGAAUCAUGGUUAUUCCUCUUCUGUUAGUCCAAAGUUAUCAGCAGGAUCCGUGAACUUACAUACUCGGCAAUUUGGGAAAUCUCUGACAAAGUCAACCAUGUCUAGUGAAGCAUAUAAGGGGGCUGUCAUGGAGGCAAAAGAGCAUAUUCUUGCUGGAGACAUCUUCCAGAUUGUCCUGAGUCAACGUUUUGAGCGCAGAACAUUUGCUGAUCCAUUUGAAGUAUACAGAGCGUUAAGAGUUGUGAAUCCAAGUCCCUAUAUGACUUAUCUUCAGGUUUAUAGACUCCUGGCAGUCUCUUUUAGCAAUUUUUUUCGAUUGGCUCUUGCAUACAUGAUGGCAAAAUCUGCAAUGCUUUGACAAUAUUGGUUUUAUAAUUCAUUUCUACUUUCUGACAAAUUUCAGGCCAGAGGAAGUAUUCUUGUGGCAUCAAGCCCUGAAAUUCUUACUCGUGUGAGGAAAGUAGGUCACAACCUUUUCUCUUAGUUUUAGUUGAGCUUGUUUGGCUCACCAAUCAUUCAUUUGAUAUUAGUACAGUGCUUAAUUGGUAGAAUUGCUUUCUCGGUUGGUUAUAUUUUCAGGACGGCGUCAACUUAAUUGAAAACAAUAAUGUUUUCAUUUUAAUGGCCAUGGCACAAUAUCAGUAUUUAGUUCCUGACGUCGUAUUCUCUUCCUUGAGACUUCUGUGCACCUUUAAUCAUAUUACACUGUCCAACAGGAUGACUAUUUAAAAUUGAAGCAGUAUGCGUUGCAGGAAUUUAUUUCACAUUUAUGUUCGGUAGAGAUCAUCAUUCAUCAUAAUUCACUAGCCGAUUUCGAUUUUUCAUUAUAUGAGACUUUAUUUGUCUUGGAAAUCCUCUGUUGGUGAAUUUUGAAACCUUUUGGUCCUGUCGUUUAAAUAUAGAUGAGGGAGAAGAAAGAGAAGCAAUAGUUAACAUAUCGCAUAUUGACUAUGCACUGUAUCUAGCACCCAUCCUCAUCUGCUUUUGGCGUUAAAAUUCAUGGGGUGACUCUUGGCUUAUGCCGCAAUUUUUUAUUUGGAUAUGAGCUUGAACACCACUCCUAAAUUUCGUUUCCUUUUCUGUACAUCUCGUUUGGUUUGUGAAGCAAUAUUGUGGGCUUUGUCUUAAUGGAACAAAACAAUGGUGCCGACAAUCGAACGUAUCAAUGCAUCAUUCUACCUCGUACCAUGCCGUUCAACUUUAUCUGCUUGGGUUGUGAAUCUUCGUAGUGCGAGAAUUGGUUUUAUAUCGCUUUCUGGCACGUGUGUAAAGUGGUGUGCCUCUGUUUUCCUCAUGUUUUAAGGGAAAGGUCAUCAAUCGUCCACUUGCUGGGACAGCUCCAAGAGGCAAGACAGCGGGAGAGGAUCUUGAAGUAGAACGUUGGCUGCUGAAUGAUGAAAAACAGUGUGCAGAGCACAUCAUGUUAGUUGACUUGGGAAGGAAUGACGUUGGAAAGGUUCGUAAAGCGCUUGAUUGUCUUGUACUUUGCAUUUUCUAUCUAUUGGAGCCCCCAAACGUAAAUGCCAAAAUAAUAACAACCCAUAUUUCUCCUAACCUGAUUGGCAAUCCGUGCUUCCUGAUCUUCAGAGACCGUAGGGUCUCUGUUUCUUGUUUAACGACUGAGUAGAUUUCCACAACUUUCUGUGUAUCAUGCCUUUUGACGCUCGAUCUUGAUGUGAUUUUUUUUGGUGAGUUUCAAAUCACUCUCCAUGCUUGUGCUCUCUCUUGAGUUGAAUUUUAUCUGUGGCUGAAUCAUGCGAAUCAUUCAGUAAAUCAUGCUUCGGCAAAUAUGCGAAGCAAUAAAUAAAAUAGAACUCCACUCAACACACUGCAGGAGAAUUUUUCUGAAGAAUGGUGUCAAGGUUCAAGACCUGCUUAAUCUUUUUCUUGGGUAUGACCACUUAAGGCUCUGAUGCAACCUGGUCGCCUUGUCACACUGAUUUUCGUUCGUCUUCGUACCAUCUAUCGUGCCACUACUCUCUGAUGGUUACUCCUUUGCCUGCGACCUUUCAAGGAGUGGCAGAACAGUGGCCUCCAUUAUUUAUCGUUGCGUCAUAUCUCACAUUCCCGGAUCCUUGUGGUUCAGGUUUCGAAGCACGGGUCCGUGAGGGUGGAGAAGCUGAUGGAUAUAGAAAGAUACUCGCACGUCAUGCACAUAAGUUCCACGGUAAGGAAGACCGCCCGCCGCCCCUCCCGCCCGCUUUAGAGUAGCAUUGGCAUGUGAUUUAUCGCUGUUUUCCGGGUUCCCAUCUCUUUAUCUGGCCGUGGGAUAUUAUCAGAAAAAUCGGCCUGGCCGAGACCCACCGAGGAAUCCCCACGCCCGGUCGACAUUUAUUCUUUAGCCGAUGAUAUGUUUGCAGGUCAGUGGAGAGCUGCAUGAUCAUCAUACGAGCUGGGAUGCUCUGCGUGCCGCUUUGCCCGUCGGCACCGUGAGCGGUGCUCCAAAGGUUGCCCGUCCAUACUCGUCCCCCUCUCCAUAACACAUAUUUCGAGUCGACCUUGGCGGCUGGUUACGCGAGAGGAGGAAGUCAUGCUUGAUGAAAUUAAUCUAACAUUCUCAGGUCAGAGCGAUGGAGUUGAUAGACGAGCUGGAGGCGACGCGGCGGGGCCCGUACAGCGGCGGGUUCGGAACGGUGGCGUUCGGCGGGGACAUGGACAUCGCGCUCGCCCUCCGCACAAUCAUCUUCCCCAUCGGCCCUCACUAUGACACCGUCUACUCCUACAAGGACGGGAAGCGGCGGCGGGAGUGGGUGGCGCACCUCCAGGCCGGCGCCGGCAUCGUCGCCGACAGUGUCCCCGACGACGAGCAGCGCGAGUGCGAGAACAAGGCCGCGGCGCUCGCUCGUGCCAUCGACCUCGCCGAGUCGGCGUUCCCCCAUUGA
Molecule: messenger RNA, 5690 nt
Organism: Spirodela intermedia
Lineage: Eukaryota; Viridiplantae; Streptophyta; Magnoliopsida; Alismatales; Araceae
Source: the annotation of a GenBank genome assembly